AUGUUCCCGAUUUUAGCACUUUCUCUCUCUCCUUUGCUCUGCACUUUUCAUAUCUAUCUAUUUAUCUCAGGAUUUUCAUGCAUAUCUAUCUAUCUAUCUAUCUAUCUAUCUCAGGCUUUACAUAUCUAUCUGUCUAUCUAUCUCAGACUUUUUCAUAUCUAUCUAUCUAUCUAUCUAUCUAUCUAUCUAUCUAUCUAUCUAUCUAUCUAUCCAUCCUUGUAUUCCUAUCCAUAUCUAUCUAUCUAUCCUUUUUUUUUUUCUUUCUUUCCCAUUUUCCUUGUUCAAUUCUUUUUUCUUUUCCUUUUUCUUUUCUCUUUCCUUCUUCUUUUCUCUUUUCCUUCUUUUCUCUUUUCUUCUUCCUUUCCCUUGCUCUUUUCUUUUUUCUUCUUUUCUCUUUUCUUCCUCCUUUUCUCUUUCCUUUUUCUUUUCUCUUUUCCUCCAUCUUUUAUCUUUCCUGCUUCCUUUCUCUUUCCCCCUUACUUUCUCUUUUCCUCCUUUUUGUCUUUCCUUCUUCCUUUCUAUUUUCUUUUUUCCUUUCUCUUCUUUUUACUCUUUCCUUUUUCUUUUCCCCUUACUCUUUUCUCCAUCAUUUGUUGUCUUUGUUCUUUUAAUUACUUGGUUUUUAACUUCUCUCUUUCAUUUUCUAGUUUCAUUCUCCCUUCUUUUUCUUCUUUAACUUCAAAUAUCUUUUUUCUCUUUUUUUGCCUAUUUUUCUUUCUCUUUUUCUCUAGUUUUUCUCCAAAAGGAGAUUUUUUUUUCUUUCUCUUUUUUCUUUAUUUUUUCUUUCUCCUUUUCUUUUUUUCUCCUUUUUCUGUUUUUUCCUCUAUUCUUUUUUUUCUGUUUUUUUCUUUCUCUUUUUAUUUUUUUUCUUUCUCCUUUUUCUCUCUCCUCCUUCUCAAUUUUUAUUUCUACUUUUUGUCUAUUUUUUCUUUCUUUUUUCUUUAUCCUUUUUCUGUUUUUUUUCCUCUUAUUUUUUUCUUUGGUCUUCUCUCCUUUUUAUUUGCUUUUUUCUUUCUCCUUUUUAUUUGUUUUAUCUUUUUCCUUCUUACCUGUUUUUUCUCUUUUCUUUUUUCUCAUCUCUGCUUAAACUUCUUUUACUUUUCUUUCAGUCAGCCUCUAUUUCUUCACAUUGAAUAA
This is a messenger RNA of Acanthosepion pharaonis, 1137 nucleotides long. NCBI's taxonomy places the organism in Eukaryota, Metazoa, Mollusca, Cephalopoda, Sepiida, Sepiidae. The record is from the annotation of a GenBank genome assembly.